CCUCCUCCUUCAAAUACAAUUAUUAAUUUGAUAUCAAUCUCCUCCUUCCUCCCUACAGAAAAUCACCAAUGCAGUCCAUUACUAUUCUGUUGUUCAUUCCGACUCUUCUUCUGGCUUCUUGCUGUGCUCUCAAGGAGGGACAAACAUGCAUUAACGACGGUAACUGCAACUCCGGAUUGCUCUGCGCCACCUGCUUGGCCAGCGAAAAUCCGCGACCCAGAUGUACCAGAAUCCACCCUGUCAACCCUACUUCAAAGGUUAAGGGGCUGCCCUUCAACCGGUACUCCUGGUUGACUACGCACAACUCGUUUGCAAGGGUGGGGCAUAGAUCGGAGACUAGGUCUGUGGCUCUGUCUCCGACGAAUCAGGAAGAUACAAUUACCGAUCAGCUGAAUAAUGGUGUCAGAGGAUUUAUGCUCGAUAUGUAUGAUUUCAAGAAUGACAUCUGGUUGUGUCACUCCUUUGGAGGAAAAUGUUACAACUAUACAGCAUUUCAACCUGCAGUUUAUGUUCUGAAGGAAAUUCAGGCAUUUCUUGAAGCAAACCCAUCCGAAAUAGUCACCAUUAUGAUUGAGGACUAUAUUACAUUGCCAAAUGGCCUGACUGAAGUGUUUGAUGCUGCUGGCCUGAAGAAGUACUGGUUUCCUGUGUCUCGAAUGCCAAAAAAUGGUGGAGAUUGGCCAACAGUCGAUGACAUGGUCCAAAAGAAUCAACGUUUGUUGGUUUUCACUUCAAAGUCAGACAAGGAGGAUUCUGAAGGAAUAGCACAUCAAUGGAGAUACAUGGUAGAAAACCAAUAUGGAGAUGGUGGGAUGCACGAUGGUUCGUGUCCAAACCGUCCAGAAUCACUUGCUAUGAGUAUGACAUCAAGGUCACUGGUUUUAUUGAAUUACUUUCCUGAUUCACCAGACUUAACCCAAUCCUGCAAGCAUAAUUCUGCUCCGUUGACUAGCAUGGUAAACACAUGUUAUGAAGCAGCUGGUAAACGAUGGCCUAACUUCAUUGCUGUGGAUUUUUACAAGAGGAGUGAUGGUGGGGGUGCACCAGAAGCUGUAGAUAUGACAAACGGUCAACUAGUUUGUGGAUGCAAUGACAUUGCCUAUUGCAAGGAAAAUAUGAAAUUUGGAGCAUGUGAAUUAUCUGAGGCAGGCAUUGCACCUCAUUUGAAUGGUGGACCAAUUCAACUAUGGUGGUUUCUUUGCAUGGUUUUAGUGGCAAUCCUAUUGCAACGCUCCUGACAGCUUGUGCCACUUUUCUGCCAUAUUUGACCGAGGACAAAAAGGGUAUUUCCAAGUUCUAACCUUUUAUGGCAGAAGUGCAACAUUUUUGUUUUUUACUUGGAAAUUAGAUAUUCAGAGUUUCAGUACAGAUUGGUCCAAGACUUAACAUGUAAGUGCUAUCAAUUUUUAAUAAUGAUUUUCAGGUAUA
This is a messenger RNA of Rubroshorea leprosula, 1428 nucleotides long. The record is from the annotation of a GenBank genome assembly. NCBI's taxonomy places the organism in Eukaryota, Viridiplantae, Streptophyta, Magnoliopsida, Malvales, Dipterocarpaceae.